Lepus europaeus (European hare) is the source of this 3541-nucleotide messenger RNA. RefSeq names its product nuclear GTPase, germinal center associated (gene NUGGC). Bases 180 to 2552 code for a protein of 790 amino acids. NCBI's taxonomy places the organism in Eukaryota, Metazoa, Chordata, Mammalia, Lagomorpha, Leporidae. Gene Ontology annotation, molecular function: GTPase activity. The transcript is spliced from 19 exons. The record is from RefSeq and is a predicted model, not a curated record.
UUACCACUGUGGCCAGAAGGGCUGUAGACCCAGCUGGUUUCAAACAUCUGUGCCAAGACAGAGAAACCAUCUCCUUUGUGGACUCCUGGAACUGAAGCCUAAAACAUUUCUUUUGCCUAUCUAGUGACACCUGGCCGGUUCUCCUAAGUGGACAGGAGGAAGAGUUUGCCUAAGAAGAAAUGGCAGAAAUUGGGGAUUUGGUGGAUCAGAAGCCACACCCAGUUCAUGAUGACUUAUUUAGAGAGCCGAUGAAAAAAAAGCGGCGACUGGAUCGAGACCGGCGGUUCCGAGCGUUUCCCUCACUGGAGCAAAGUGCCCUUAAGGAGUAUGAAAGAUUGGAGUCCAGGACCAGACGGGUUUUGAGCAACACUUACCAGAAACUUAUUCAGUCUGUCUUCUUGGAUGACAGCAUUCCUAGUGGAGUCAAGUAUCUCAUAAAUAGGCUUCUUGCCUUGAUUGAAAAGCCUUCAUUGGACCCAAUCUACGUUGGAUUAUUUGGGAGCACAGGGGCUGGGAAGAGCUCCCUAAUCAAUGCCAUCAUCCAGAAAGCCAUGUUUCUACCAGUGUCUGGAGAAAGUACAUGUACUUCGUGUAUUGUACAAGUGAGCUCAGGCUACUGUGAGCAGUAUGAGGCUAAAAUCCACCUUCUUUCUGACCAGGAGUGGAAGGAGGAGCUUAAAAACUUGACUAAACUCCUGCACAGGACAGAGGACCUGAGUGGAGAAGAGGCAGAUGCGUGGGACAAGGAUGAUGAUGCCAUGGAGGAAGCCAUGUGUAAGCUACAAGUGGUGUAUGGAAUGGGGGCAGAAAAUAAGAGUUACAAGGAGUUACUGAGGGCAAAGCCCAAAGCGAAGAUUCCCACCUCCAGAGUCAUCACCCUCAAGGCAGAAGAGGCAGGGGAGCUGUCUGUCAGAUUGGACCCUUUCAUUCGGACUCAGCGGAGAGGCUGGGAUGGAGAACCACCUGAGACACAAAUGUGGCCCUUGAUCAAACAUGUGGAAGUGACUCUUCCUAAAUCUGAGCUGAUUCCAGAAGGUGUCGUAUUGGUGGAUAUUCCAGGCACAGGCGACUUCAACAGCAAGAGGGACGAGAUAUGGAAAAAGACCAUCGAUAAAUGCUCUGUGAUCUGGGUGAUCAGCGACAUAGAAAGAGUUUCUGGGGGAAGAGCCCACGAAGACCUUCUGAAUGAGAGCAUCAGAGCCUGCCAGCGGGGCUUCUGUACAGACAUUGCCCUGGUGAUCACCAAGACUGACAAACUCCACCUGCCAGAAUAUCUGAGGGAAAGAAAGAUGGGAAAUCAAACUAAUCCAAGUCAGCGAGAGGCUGUUCUAGAAAGAAAUGAAAUGAUCAAACUACAAAGGAAUCGAAUUCUCAAAGAAAAACUGAAGAGAAAACUGCCAGCAGACUCCAGGGUUCCUCAAGCCUCAGAUCUGGUGUACACGGUCAGCGCGCAGGAGUACUGGCAAGGGGCUCUCCUCACCGAGGAAGAAACUGAAAUCCCCAAGUUAAGAGAAUACAUCCGGAAAAGGCUCCUGGACAAGAAGAGGAGGCUGGUGACCAAGUACGUUACUGAAGCCUUCGGCCUGUUGCUCCUCACGGACAGCCUCAGCUCCACAGAACGCCUGCUGAACGAACACUUGCACAUGAGUGGCCUGCGGAGAUUUGUGGAAGAGAAGAUAGAGCUGCUGGAGAAGGCCAUCGAACAGUGCUUUGCCCACAUGGAGCAGCCUCUGCGAGAAGGCGUCAGGAUAGCCAGGGCUUCGUACCGGCACAUCCUGGGGGCCUUCCUCGUGAGGAGUAAAGGAAACCAAGGUUUUCACCAGACUCUGAAAGCUGUUUGCUUGAAGAAUGGCAUCUAUGCCUCGCGGACCCUGCCACGGAUUGACCUAAACGAAGCCAUCACGCAGCCUAUCUAUGACCAGAUCGACCCCGUCUUCGGAGGCAUUUUCAGAGCUGGGACACCCAGUGGCUCGGCUCUGAUGCCUCACGUCGAUGCUUUUAAGCGCUCCCUGCAGCAGAAAAUGAUGGAAAUCAGCAUAAGAAACGGCUGGAAAUAUGAUCGCUGCAAAAACAGUUUCCUGAUCCAGGAGAUCAGCGCCAUGCUGGGAGGCCUGGAGGGCCACAUCUUCAGAAGGAAAAGGAAGCUCUACGAGUCUCUCACCACCUCUGUUCAGAACGACCUGAAGCCCUGUUAUGAAGAGGCAGCUCACAUCACCGGCAAAAAAGCAUGCGAGAGAAUGAAGGAUGUCAUCAGAAGAGGCGUGGACCGGCAGGUGGCUGAGGGCAUGUUUGAAAGGGCUCAGGAAAGAAUGCAGCACCAAUUCCAGCAGCUGAAGAAUGGGAUCAUGGAGAAGGUGAAGGGCAGCAUCGCCACCAUGCUCACCCUUGCUUCAUCUCAGGGAAACGGGCUCUACAAGGAGCUGGCAGACGUCAAGAGUGAAUACAAGGAGAUGGAGAAGCUGCACAGGAGCCUGAGGGAGGCGGCCGAGAACGCGGUGCUGAGGAGGGGCAUGCAGAGCUUCCUCCUGCAGCUGUCCCCCCACAAAGCGUAACCUACGUUCCUGGGGCCCGGCCACCUGGGGAUGAAAAGGGAACCUGGGGCCCAGGGAUCAGAAUUCCUUUGGUAAUGUGAAAUCAAGAGAGCAUUUCCCAGCAAGUUGAGCUUCUAUGUGAGAUAAAACUCAACAUACUGUUACUUCUGGUGUAAUCAUUUUAUAGCAAAAAAAGAAAAAAAGAAAGACAUCGAGACUCCUGAAUGGAAAUGUAAAGCUUCAGGGAGAAGCAACUUGUGCUUUCCCAAAGAAAACUAUUUAUAAAUGUCACAACGCACGAGAGCGAAAAAGUGCAAAAAAAAAAAAAAAAAAAUCAAAGAGACCCAGCUGUAUUUCCUGUUUUCAUAGCGACAGUGCUUUGGGGAAGGAGGCAAGGUUGUGCCAUGCAAACAGAGAGCCACGAGGACAUGGGCCCCUGCCUCACUGCUUCUCAGGUGCAUUAGCUAACAUCCCUGCUUUUACACUCUUUUUCCUCAAGGAAAAUUUUUAAAAUUUACAUAAAGGAUUUAUGUAAAUUUAACAGCAUAGUGAUAUUUCUCUCCCUCCCUCCUCCUUCCUUUCUUAUUUUUCUUUUAAGUUUUGAGAUGACAUACUUUCUGUUUACUUUAUAAUCACAAGCUUAACUCCCCACCAAAUAAAGAAUGCCUGGCUGGCGCUGUGGCAUAGCUUGUUAAUCUUCCACCUGUGACACCAGCAGCUCAUAUGGGUGCUGGUUUGAGACCCAGCUGCUCCUCUUCUGAUCCAAUCUCUUGCUAAUGUGCCUGGGAAAGCAGCAGAGGAUGGCCCAACUGUUUGGGCCCCUGCACCCAUGUAGGAGACCCAGAUGAAACUCCUGGCUCCUGGCUUUGGAUUGGUCCAGCUCCAGCUGCUGUGGCCAUUUGGGGAGUGAACCAGCCAAUGGAAGACUUCUCUCUCUCUCUCUUUUUCUUUCUCUGUCUCUACUCCUCUCUCUCUAAUUCUGCCUUUUAUUUUGAAAUAAAGAUAAAAAU